Messenger RNA from Theobroma umbraticum, 642 nucleotides. RefSeq names its product non-specific lipid-transfer protein 2-like. Gene Ontology annotation, biological process: lipid transport. NCBI's taxonomy places the organism in Eukaryota, Viridiplantae, Streptophyta, Magnoliopsida, Malvales, Malvaceae. The record is from RefSeq and is a predicted model, not a curated record.
UGUGUAGAGAACAUUACCCAGUUGCAGCGCAUCUUAUUAACCUAUAUUCCGUCCUUUCCCUCUGUCUCUCUCUAUCUUUAUUCAAUACAUUUUGUAUUGCGAGGAUGAAAAUGUCAUAUGCCAAUGUUGCAGCCGUCUGUGUUGUGCUUGUUCUGCUUCUUGGGAAAGCACAAAUGUCUAUGGGUGUAACUUGCAAUGCGUUGCAGCUGAGCCCAUGUGCAAGUGCCAUCACAUCCUCCACCCCUCCCUCACCCCUUUGUUGCAGUAAAUUAAAGGAGCAGAGGCCUUGCCUCUGCAACUAUGUCAGGGAUCCUAAUCUUCAAAAGCUUGUCAACUCUCCCAACGCACGGAAGGUUGCUAGCAUUUGUGGCUCCCCAUUUCCCAAUUGCUGAGUUUCUAUACAACUUGAAAUGGUAUUAAGAGUGUCAGUUUGUGCGUUGAGAGUAGAGUAAUUGGGGUGCAGUCUUAUCAGUGCUACAGUAAUUGCAUGCUUGUAUAAUUAAAAUAAUUAAUAUUGGUUUGAGUCAGUCUUGUGGAGUGGGUUUACUCUCUUUGAUAUUGUACUAUGAGUUCAGCUUUCUCAUCAGAAUAGUGAACUAAUAUUUUUCAUGUUCUUUCAGUGAGUUCAGUUGUUUCAUCCUA